Messenger RNA from Impatiens glandulifera, 1442 nucleotides. RefSeq names its product terminal nucleotidyltransferase 4B-like. Gene Ontology annotation, biological process: RNA 3'-end processing. Gene Ontology annotation, cellular component: TRAMP complex; nucleolus. The transcript has 13 exons. The record is from RefSeq and is a predicted model, not a curated record. Bases 71 to 1375 code for a protein of 434 amino acids. Lineage: Eukaryota; Viridiplantae; Streptophyta; Magnoliopsida; Ericales; Balsaminaceae. Gene Ontology annotation, molecular function: mRNA binding; poly(A) RNA polymerase activity.
AAACAUCUUUCUAAGAACCUGGACCGACGAAGGGCAAGUUACGGUCAGGCACACAUCCAUCCAGGCUGAAAUGGAAGCCAAAUCUUCAACCCGCAUCUUUAACAAUGCCCUACGCCCAAUGUCCUCCGCCGGCGCGGAUUCUCCGGCCGGCGAACCUAGUGUCGUUUUUCGCAAAGGGGUUUCUCUCUCUGCCUCUCGUGGCACCUUGCCUGAACCAGCAUCUCUUGAUCAUAGGGCGGUUAAGGAGCCGGAGCGCACUCUCGAGAGAGGGUUGUUGAGUAGAAGAAACUGUCAGUUCAAAAGCCCAAUGCUUCAGCUUCAUAAAGAGAUACUGGAUUUUAGUGAUUUCCUAUCCCCAACUCCUGAAGAACGAGAACUAAGACAUUCAGCAGUUGCUCGUGUAUUUGAUGUUAUUAGACGCAUAUGGCCAAACAGCAAGGGAGAGGUUUUUGGAUCAUUCAGGACAGGCUUGUACCUUCCAACAAGUGAUAUUGAUGUUGUGAUUUUGGGGUCAGAAAUCAGAACUCAUCAUGCUCUGAAUGAUCUUUCUGAUGCACUGUCUCGAGAAGGCAUUGCAAAGAAUAUAAAGGUGAUUGCAAAAGCACGAAUACCAAUCAUCAAAUUUGUAGAGACGAGAAGUGAGAUUCCAUUUGAUAUAAGCUUUAAUGUGGAAAAUGGACCUAAGGCAGCAGAUUUCAUAAAGGAUGCAGUAGCUAGAUGGCCUCCAUUACGACCAUUGUGUUUGGUCUUGAAAGUUUUUCUACAGCAAAGAGAUCUAAAUGAGGUCUACACGGGUGGAAUUGGUUCAUAUGCACUCCUCACCAUGCUCAUUGCAAUGCUUCGGAAUUUGAGCCAGUAUGAAACUCGAGAACAGAACCUAGGAAUCCUUUUGGUACAUUUUUUUGAAAUUUACGGAUGCAAAUUAAACAUAUCUAAUGUUGGAGUAUCAUGCAAUCGAACAGGGACAUUCUUCAACAAAAGUAGCAUAGGGUGUUCAUCUAUUGGGCAGACAUUCUCCCUCUGCCUUGAGGAUCCACAGGCGCCUGAAAAUGAUAUCGGGAAGAACUCAUUUAAUUUCUUCCAGGUUCGAUCUGCAUUUUCCAUGGCUUUAUCAACAAUUACAAAUGUAAAGACCAUUAUUAGUCUUGGCAGCAGUAAGAGCAUACUAGGUACCAUAAUAAGGCCCGACAGAGUAUUGUUGGCGCGUAAAGGAGGCUAUAAUGGAGAUAUGACGUUUGAAGAGACACUUCCCGGGUCAGAAGACCAACUAAUGAAUUAUCAUUUAGAAGAGAUUUACAAUGAUACCAGUGAUGAUUCAUCUAGAUCCUCAACGUCUGAGGAAACAAGAAAAACAAAGAAGAUGAGAAGAUUCUGAAUGUAUUAACUAUUCAAAUCAUUUACACCAUUUACAAUUGUUGUUUAUAAGAUCUCAUUUUCUAGGA